Messenger RNA from Bactrocera neohumeralis, 3278 nucleotides. It is a transcript of the gene mspo, whose product is annotated as spondin-1. Lineage: Eukaryota; Metazoa; Arthropoda; Insecta; Diptera; Tephritidae. The transcript has 7 exons. Gene Ontology annotation, cellular component: plasma membrane. The record is from RefSeq and is a predicted model, not a curated record. Gene Ontology annotation, biological process: actin cytoskeleton organization. Bases 970 to 2853 code for a protein of 627 amino acids.
GCCGGAACUGCUCUGGCUGGCUGGCUGCUGUUGCUGGGACUUGGCGUGGCUGCUGAAAAUUCAGAAUUCAGUAUGAAACGACAAAGCGCCGUCUACGCACGGUGAACGAAUCGAGAGCGGAUAAAGUUUGUGACGUUGAUGUGGAAACCAAAUUGUAAGAAGAAGCAGCAGCUGAUUUGUAGUAGAAUCAGCAAGGCAGAAUUGUUGGCUAAACGACAUACAUAAGUGAAAAUAAAUAUUUAGCGCAAACGAAUUGAAUUUAGCGAAAAAUGAUUUAAAAAAUAUUAAAAAAAAAUAAAGUGUUAAGGUGUUGAACGGCAAAUUUGUGUGAAAAUCAUUCUGGUUUUCAAGAAAACGUGGAAAUAAAGCUGUCCGGAGCUGGUGUGCGCUGUUGAAUGCCCUUACGUGGGCAACCGAAGUGCAGGUGUGUCAGAAAAUAAGCGAGUAUCUGUCAGUGUUCGCCACGGCUGCUGAAAAAAGUGAGAGGGGAGAUUUUAUUGCUGGCAAAUAAGGGACAGGCACGCACGAGGCUGCGGAACCGACAGCCAGCGUCUUCUGAUGAGUGACAAUUUCGUACGGCCAAAAAUAAACGGUAUUACGCGUAAAUUACAACAAAAGCAAAGCAAAACAGGCAAUAAAUCAAACGCACAAGGCAAAAGAGCCCAUGGCGAAGGCGCUAAAUACACAGAUACAUAGAUACACAGUGAAAAAAAUAUCUGUUGAAUGCGUGAGUAGCUAUUUUUGCCGGUAAAAUUAACGGUAAACGUGUGUGUUGCCAGUGCGUGCGUACGCUGCGGCUGAGGGUCAAGUGUGUGUAGUGGAAAUUAGUGAAAAUUUAGAGAAGAAAAAUCGUGCAAAAAAUAUUACAAUAACAAAAGUGGAGUGGCAACCGCAAAGCCAAUAAAAUAUUUAAUUAGAAAAUACUUACAAAUCCAUCAGCAGCCAUAAAACAAAAACAAAAACAAGAAAAUGAAAAUGACAGUCAACAUCUAUGAAAUGCUCUUGCUGCUGUUUGCGCUUGUCUGCCUGUGCAGCGCCCUGCCCUCGCCCGAACCGCAACCGCAACCGGAACCGGCGCUCUUGAGCAGCUACAAGCCCUCCUUCAUAUCGAAUCCAGCCAUCUACACCUACACUGUGGCGGAGAAUCAGGCACAAAAGCAACAACCACAACAACAAAAACAGCAGCAACAAGCGCAAGUCAAACAACAACAACAAGAGUACACAAAAGCUUGGCAGAGCAAUGAUAUUGACUACAACACCAAUAGCAAUGGCAAUAGCAACAACAAUAAUUACUUCAAUUAUGCCAGCAACAGCAAUAAUGAACAAUUUAGCAGCAGCAGCAGCAGCUCGAGUGACUCUGCUUCCGCCGCCUAUCAGAAUCACUACUACACCAGUAGUAAAUUUAGUGGCGUUUCGUUGGCUACACCAACAACAACAACUACGCCCGCAACACCCACUCAACCGUUGCCGGUGAGCGGUUGUCAAUUGGAUCGUCUGGCUGUUUAUAAGGUUGUCUUGCACACCUAUUGGACGCGUGAUCUAUUCCCCAAACACUAUCCGGAUUGGAGGCCAACCGCGCAAUGGACGAAAACUUUAGGUCGCACCCACGACGCAUCUUAUGCGCUCUUCCACAUCGGCCAGCAGGCCACGGCGGGCGUCAAACAAUUCGCUGAAACUGGCAAAAGUGAUUUGCUGGACAGCAUUGUGGGCGAGCAGCAACAACAACAGAUGCACUAUCAACAGUUACAACAGCAACAAAACGCCGCAAACGGAAAUUCAUUUGCAGGCUUUGUGCCAACGGCGAGCGCAGUGCGGGGUGGCGCUGGCGCUGGCGCUGGUGAACGCAGCGUUUUCGACGAGUUCAACAUACCGGCUGUGUUGGUGGGCGACGGCCGGCAGGAGACGAAAUUCUUUGUCGACAGCAAUCACAGUAUGGUGUCGCUAAUGACGCGCAUUGUGCCAUCGCCCGAUUGGUUUAUCGGCGUCGAUUCGUUUCAGCUCUGCGUCGGCGGCUCUUGGAUUGAUACGGUGACCGUCGAAAUGGAUCCACUGGACGCGGGCACCGACAAUGGCUUCACCUUUACCGCACCCAAUUGGCCGACGUCGCCACAAGGUGUCAUCUAUCGCAUCACCUCACGCUAUCCAGCACAUCCGGCUAGCAGUUUCUUUUAUCCGAAGAGCAAGCGCCUACCGCCGAUAGCGACAUUUCAAUUUAUUAAGUUGAAGGAGUAUGAGCUGAGUGAAGUUUUCAACUUUGCCGAAGACGAUCGCAAAUAUGAGACAGUGAAGACGCAAACACACUUGGAAGCGGAACAUGACUCCACCAUCACUAAUAAUGAGCUUUCAGCCAGCAUUGAACGAGAGCGGCAAAAUGAAAUCUCCGCGCAACCCACAUCGGUGACGGAGAGAGAUCGCAUACGAUCGCGUUUGUUGGCUAAAAUGAAUCCAGGCUAUAAUAACAACAGCAAUGCCGCCGCCGCCAACGGUAAUACCGCGAAUAUAGUGCCGAAAAAUGAUAAAAAUGCCAUCAUGCAGAACAUCGCCAGCAGCUAUCAGCGCACGGAGGCGAGCACAAACAGCAGCGCCACAGCCGCCAAUUGGUUGGGUCCACUGCCGAAGCGACGCCGCACGAAAUCACGCACGAAGUCACGCGAUUGCCGUGUCAGUCAUUGGUCAGAGUGGUCGGCCUGCAGCAAAACGUGCGGCAUCGGUGAGAUGCAUCGAUAUCGCAAGGUCAUCCGGCAUGGCAAACGCGGCGGACGGCCAUGUCCCGCGCUGCAGGAGUCCAAAUGGUGCGGCACAGAGAAGGGUUGCCACUCGCCGGCGACUUAUUUCAAUUGGUCCACCACAUGAAGGACGCAGCGCAGCAAACGUAGUUGGUAAAGUAAUAAAGUAAUUAAAAUAAUAAAAAUAAUUUGAGGCAAGCAAAAUAUAUUUGAAAAUGUGGAAAAUAUUUAAAUAUAUACAGAAAUAUAUGCAAAUAAAUAUUUACGUAUAUAUGUAUAAGUAAAAAUCGCAAAACAUCUGUACGAUCAUAUUCGGCUCGCUUUUGCAUGGUUAAAUUUUUUCCCUUUUUUUAACAAAAUUACAUUAUAUAUUUUGAAACUAUUACGCAUCAGAUUUUUGAUUAGUAAUACUUUAUUUUUAUUUUUAUUUUUUUUUUUUUUUAAUUUUUUUAUAAUUUUUUUUGAUUAUUAAUUUCUAAAUUUUUUUUUCUUAUGAAAGCAAUUUUUUCAAAAGAAAUUUAGAAAAAAAAAUAUUAAAAAAAUAAUGUAUAU